CUAGCCUCGGCGCCGAGGCCGCGGCUUUUUUGCGUGCCACACAGCAGUCCUGUGCGCUUUUAGAAGCGAUACGCUGACGCCAGACACGCCUCGUGCCAGCGAGCAACGCUCGCCACAAAGCGCGACACCCGGGGGACGUCAUCCAAGGGAGAGCAGCCAAAACACGCCGCCGCGGCGAGAGGAGCGGAGCCAAACGAGAGAGCAGCCAAAAGCCAAAAAACACGCCGUCGCCGCGAUGCCGAGACCCGAGUUCUACCUCCGCUACUACGUGGGCCACCGCGGCAAGUUCGGCCACGAGUUCAUGGAGUUCGAGUUCGCUUCCACUGGUAAAUUGAGAUAUGCGAACAACUCGAACUACAAGAACGACUCCAUGAUUAGGAAGGAAGUCACGGUGUCCGAUGCUGUGUUAGAUGAAAUAGAAAGGAUUAUCACGGACGCGGAAAUCACGAAGGAGGACGAUUCCGAGUGGCCCGAGCCGGAUAGGGUCGGAAGGCAGGAACUCGAGGUCAUUAGUAAUGGAGAGCACAUCUCCUUCACCUGCGCCAAGAUCGGCUCGCUGCUGGACGUCCAAGAAUCGAAAGAUCCGGAAGGAUUGCGGUGCUUCUACUACCUCGUCCAGGACCUCAAGUGCGCGGUCUUUUCCCUGAUCUCGCUGCACUUCAAGAUUAAGCCUAUUCCCUAGU
Molecule: messenger RNA, 683 nt
Organism: Pelagomonas calceolata
Lineage: Eukaryota; Pelagophyceae; Pelagomonadales; Pelagomonadaceae
Source: the annotation of a GenBank genome assembly